Messenger RNA from Vidua macroura (Pin-tailed whydah), 1911 nucleotides. It is a transcript of the gene SLC6A2, whose product is annotated as solute carrier family 6 member 2. Gene Ontology annotation, biological process: sodium ion transmembrane transport; dopamine uptake involved in synaptic transmission. Gene Ontology annotation, cellular component: plasma membrane; presynaptic membrane; neuronal cell body membrane. NCBI's taxonomy places the organism in Eukaryota, Metazoa, Chordata, Aves, Passeriformes, Viduidae. The record is from RefSeq and is a predicted model, not a curated record. The transcript is spliced from 15 exons. Gene Ontology annotation, molecular function: norepinephrine:sodium symporter activity; dopamine:sodium symporter activity; neurotransmitter:sodium symporter activity. Bases 1 to 1911 code for a protein of 636 amino acids.
AUGGGACAGAGACACCCCCAGUGCUAUCUGGCGAGAAUGAACAAACAGGUCCAGCCCGAGCGCAAAGUGUCGGUGGUGGCCCCCUUGCCGGACCGCGCGGGGCCGCCGCCGCCGCCGAAGAAGGACGUGGAGCUGAUCCUGGUGAAGGAGCACAACGGGGUGCAGUACACCAGCAGCAGCCUCCUGCCCGCCGCCCCCGCGCCGCGCUACGGCACCCAGGACAGGGAGACCUGGGGCAAGAAGAUCGACUUCCUCCUCUCCGUCAUCGGCUUCGCCGUGGACCUGGCCAACGUCUGGCGAUUUCCAUACCUCUGCUACAAAAAUGGAGGGGGUGCCUUUCUUAUUCCCUACAUCCUCUUCUUAAUCAUUGCUGGAAUGCCCCUGUUCUAUAUGGAAUUAGCACUGGGACAAUAUAACCGAGAAGGGGCUGCCACUGUUUGGAAAAUCUGUCCAGUUUUCAAAGGUGUAGGCUAUGCAGUGAUACUCAUAGCUCUUUACGUGGGUUUCUACUACAACGUUAUCAUAGCUUGGUCUCUGUAUUAUCUAUUUUCAUCAUUCACAUUUGAGCUCCCCUGGACAAACUGCCACAACAGCUGGAACAGCCCAAACUGUACAGAUCCAAAACUCUUCAAUGCAUCAGUGCUUGGCAAUGGUACUAAAUACUCCAAGUACAAGCUCACUCCUGCAGCUGAAUUUUAUGAGCGAGGAGUUCUGCACCUGCACGAGAGCCGUGGAAUCCAUGACCUUGGCUUGCCUCGCUGGCAACUUUCCCUCUGCCUCUUGGUGGUGGUAAUCAUUCUUUUCUUUAGUCUGUGGAAAGGCGUGAAGACUUCAGGAAAGGUUGUUUGGAUAACAGCCACUUUGCCUUAUGUUGUAUUAUUUGUCUUAUUAAUACAUGGAAUAACCCUGCCUGGUGCAUACAAUGGAAUAAAUGCAUACCUGCACAUAGAUUUCAGAAGAUUAAAAGAAGCCACAGUAUGGAUUGAUGCAGCUACUCAGAUAUUUUACUCCUUAGGAGCUGGGUUUGGCGUUUUAAUUGCAUUUGCCAGUUACAAUAAGUUUGACAACAACUGCUACAGGGAUGCUUUGCUGACUAGCACCAUUAACUGUGUCACAAGCUUCAUCUCAGGAUUUGCAAUUUUCUCCAUAUUGGGCUACAUGGCUCACGAGCACAAAGUUAAAAUUGAGGAUGUAGCUACUGAAGGAGCUGGUUUAGUUUUCAUCCUGUACCCAGAGGCAAUUUCAACUCUUUCAGGAUCUACAUUUUGGGCUGUGGUGUUCUUCAUCAUGCUCCUUACACUUGGCAUUGACAGUUCUAUGGGUGGGAUGGAGGCUGUCAUCACUGGCUUGGCAGAUGAUUUCCACCUUCUGAAGCAGCACAGAAAGCUCUUCACCUUUGGUGUUUCUUUUGGCACUUUCCUACUUGCUCUUUUUUGCAUUACCAAUGGUGGAAUUUAUGUGCUCACACUUCUGGACACAUUUGCAGCUGGGACUUCAAUAUUGUUUGCUGUUCUAAUGGAGGCAAUUGGAGUUUCCUGGUUUUAUGGUGUGGACAGAUUCAGUGAAGACAUCCAGCAAAUGAUGGGCUUCAAACCAGGCCUCUACUGGAGACUCUGCUGGAAAUUUGUUAGUCCUGCUUUUUUAUUGUUUGUUGUGAUAGUCAGCAUAAUAAAUUUCAAACCUCUGACCUAUGAUGACUACACCUUCCCUCUGUGGGCAAACCGCAUUGGCUGGGGAAUAGCAUUAUCCUCCAUGAUCCUUGUGCCUGCCUAUAUCAUCUAUAAAUUUAUGAAUGUGCGUGGGACCUUUAAAGAAAGACUAGCUUACUGCAUCACGCCUGAAAACGAGCACCAACUCGUGGCCCAAGGAAAUAUCAGGCAGUUUAAGCUCCAACACUGGCUAACAAUAUGA